Molecule: messenger RNA, 8128 nt
Organism: Chinchilla lanigera (long-tailed chinchilla)
Lineage: Eukaryota; Metazoa; Chordata; Mammalia; Rodentia; Chinchillidae
Gene: Thada
Product: thyroid adenoma associated
Biological process (GO): tRNA methylation
Cellular component (GO): cytosol
Source: RefSeq, a predicted model, not a curated record
UUUCCUCUUCCGGGUCCCAGGCCGGCCUCCCUUCGCCACGACCCGGUAGUCAACCACGUUGUGAGCCGUGGAGACGUCGUAGACUCUACUAGCUUCCGGGACGCGCCGAGAUAGCUGCAACUCUACUCAAGACACCCACGGCCACGAGGGACUGCUGUUAAUUCUGUUUAAAAUGGGUGUAAAGAAGAAGAGAGAAAUACAAGUUGCUGCAUUGACUGUUCGUCAUCAGGACCUCGAAACUUUGAGAUCUUUUGCUGAUGUGGAAGGGAAGAAUUUAGCUUCUUUGCUGUUACAUUGUGUACAACUCAAGGAUGGAGUAUCACAAAUCCAUUAUGUUAAACAGAUUGUGCCUUUACUGGAGAAGGCAGAUACAAAUGGUGUGUGUGAUCCGGCUAUUCGGAGCUGUUUGGACAUUUUAGCAGGCAUUUAUUAUUCUUUGAGUCUAAAGAACCCCUUGAAGAAAGUACUGGCAAGCUCACUAAAUGGCUUACCUGAAUUUUUUCAAACUGAGGCUAUACACAGUUUUACUUCUCAUCUUGAAGAAGAAUUGAAUACUACUGAUCUGUACUCUUAUAGGAAAGUAGUUGACAAUAUAUCUUCCUGUAUGGAGAAUUUUGACUUGGGUAGAGCAAGUGUUAAUAAUCUGCUUCAAAAUGUGCUUCAUUUUCUGUGGAAGAGUUUAAUUGAAAUCCUGGAAGAAAAUAGAAAGUUUGCUGGAAAUCAUAUUGUUCAAACGCAGUUGAUGAAUGACUUGUUGGUAGGCAUUAGAGUUUCAAUGACAUUAGUGCAGAAAGUGCAAGAUUUUCAAGAGAAUCUUUGGAAAGCUUCUAGUUCUCCCAUAUGGCAAAGUAUGUGUGGCUUGCUGGGUAUUUUCACCAAGUUUUUAAGUGAUGAUGACCUACUACAGACAAUUCAGAGUACUUCUGGAUUAGCCGUUAUUCUUUUUAUUAAGACUAUGUUUCAGCCGUCUGAAAAUAUUCCUGAGUUGAUUAGCAGUUUACUUCUCCGUUCCGUGGACUGCGCCAGGGUCCCAGAGUGGUUGAUGAGCAGCUGCAGGAGCCUGUGCUGUGCUGACAUCCCUCCCUCUGCUCUCCUAUUCCUGUGUCAGGGGACACUGGCAAUGCUGGACUGGCAGAACGGCAGCAUGGGCCCCGGCGGGGAGACCCUGCUCUUGGAUACUGUGCACGUUUUGUUCACCCUGAGUUCACAGAUUAAAGAAUCAACACUGGAAAUGUUUCUGUCUCGAAUCUUGGUGUUGUGGACAAAUUCAGCCAUACAUAUCCUUGAGUCAAGUUCCCCAGCCCUGAAGGACAGUCUGAAUGGAAACUCAAGCAUCGUGGGGAGACUUUUGGAAUAUAUCUAUACCCACUGGGAACAUCCAUUGGAUGCUCUGAGACACCAGACCAAAAUCAUAUUCAGAAAUCUUCUCCAAAUGCACCGGCUCACUGUGGAAGGGGCAGAUUUGGUCCCCGAUCCUUUCUUUUUGGAACUGACUCAGAUUCUCCUGCGAUUGGAAUGGCAUAUUAAAGGAAAGUACACAUGCCUUGGCUGUUUGGUAGAAUGCAUAGGAAUUGGACAUAUUUUGGCAAUAGAUAAUACUAUUCCAUCUCAAAUCUUAGAGGUGAUGGGGGACCAGUCGUUGGUACCUUAUGCAAGCGACCUCUUGGAAACCAUGUUUAAAAAUCAUAAGAAGCAUCUGAAAUCCCAGACUGCUGACAGCACUUGGAUUGACCAGUGGCAUGAGACUUGGGUUUCUCCUCUCCUUUAUAUACUGUGUGAAGGAAACUUGGAUCAAAAAUCUUAUGUGAUUGAUUAUUACUUGCCAAAAUUAUUGAAUUAUAGCCCUGAAAGCUUAAGAUACAUGGUAAAGAUUCUUCAGACUUCUAUUGAUGCUAAAACUGAGCAGUCUUCUCCAUCCUUAGGGUCCUCUAGUAGCAGAGGGGCUCUGGGAGCUCUGAUGGCAUGUCUCCGCGCAGCCAGAGCUCAUGGACACCUUCAGUCUGCAACUGAUGCCUGGGAGAACCUUGUGUCCAGUGCAAGGAUAAAACAAGGCUUAAUUCAUCAGCACUGCCAAGUUCGGAUAGAUACAUUAGGCUUGCUUUGUGAAAGCAGUCGAAGCACAGAAAUUAUUUCUGCAGAAGAAAUGCAGUGGAUUCAGUUCUUUAUCACGUACAAUCUUAAUAGCCAGUCUCCAGGAGUGCGGCAGCAGAUCUGUUCUCUUCUCAAAAAGUUGUUUUGUAGGAUACAAGAAAGUUCUCAGGUACUUUAUAAAUUGGAGCAAGGUAAAUCCAAACAUGAACCAGAGAAUGGGUUAACCAGAGAGCAACCUUCUGUUUCUUUACAGCAAUAUAAGAAUUUCAUGUCAUCUAUUUGCAACAGUCUUUUUGAGGCACUGUUUCCUGGAUCUUCCUAUUCAACUAGAUUUUCGGCUUUAACCAUCUUAGGCUCAAUAGCUGAAGUUUUUCCUGCAGUCGAAGGUAGAGUCCAAGUGGUAUAUCAGCUGAGUCAUGAUAUUGAUGCGAGUCGUUUCCAAACACUAAUAGAAUGCUUCACCAGCACUUUUGAAGAAGUGAAAACUCUAGCAUUUGAUCUGCUCAUGAAGUUAUCAGUAACACCUAUACAAUUUCAGGAUACCGGGAAACUGCAAGGCUUAUUCCAGGCAGCUCUGGAGCUCAGCACGAGCACAAAACCAUAUGACUGUGUAACAGCUUCCUACCUGCUGAACUUCUUAAUCUGGCAGGAUGCUGUGCCGUCAUCCCUAUCUGCCUACCUAACCCAGAGUGCUGCACAAAGCGAUGAAAACAAGCCUGCUUCUGUGGCGGAAAGGAACACAUUAACGGUUAUCAAGUGCUUGAUAGAAAAUCUUGAGGAAGAUGUGUCUCAGGCUGAAAACUCUCUGCUUCAGGCAGCAGCAUCCUUCCCGAUGUACGGGCGCGUCCACUGUAUAACAGGAGCUCUGCAGAAGUUACCGCUGGACAGCCUGCAGCUGGUAAGUGAGUGGACAGCUGUGGUGGAGAAGCUCCUAUUGAUGUCCUACAGGAUUUCGGCUGUGGUGGCUCCUGUCAUUCAGAGCUCCUCCCCUGAGGGCCUCAUCCCCAUGGACACAGACUCAGAAUCAGCAAGCCGCUUACAAGUGAUUCUCAAUGAGAUUCAGCCACGAGAUACUAAUGAUUAUUUCAACCAAGCCAAAAUACUGAAAGAAUGUGAUAGCUUUGAUUUGGAGGAUUUGAAUGUCUGUGUGUCAAACAUUGAUACUUUUGCAGAUAUCAGAGGUAAAGAAGGAAAAACAUGUGAUGUCACUGCUCAGAUGGUGCUGGUAUGUUGUUGGAGAAGCAUGAAGGAAGUUGCCUUACUUUUGGGCACCCUGUGCCAGCUUCUACGCAUGCAGCCUGUGCCAGAAUCAUCUGCUGGAUUGUUAACAGUGGAGCAGGUAAAAGAAAUAGGAGAGUACUUUAAACAACACCUUUUACAGUCCAGGCACAGAGGAGCAUUUGAACUGGCUUAUACGGGUUUUGUGAAACUCACCGAAAUACUAAACAGGUGCCCUAAUGUGAAUCUGCAAAAGCUGCCGGAACAGUGGUUGUGGAAUGUUUUGGAGGAAAUUAAAUGCAGUGACCCUUCAUCCAAACUCUGUGCUACAAGGCGCAGUGCUGGGAUCCCUUUCUACAUACAGGCAUUGUUGGCAUCUGAACCAAAGAAAGGCAAAAUGGAUUUGUUGAAAAUAACAAUGAAAGAGUUAAUCUUUUUGGCUGGGCCCACAGAUAACUCACAGAGCACAGUCCCCCAGGUCCACGCUCUCAAUAUCCUCCGUGCAUUAUUCAGAGACACGCGUCUGGGAGAGAAUGUCAUUCCUUUUGUUGCUGAUGGAGCCAAGGCUGCAAUUCUGGGCUUUACCUCACCAGUCUGGGCAGUGCGAAAUUCAUCCACUCUUCUCUUUAGUUCCUUGAUCACAAGGAUAUUUGGAGUUAAACGGGGAAAGGAUGAACAUUCGAAAACAAAUAGAAUGACAGGCAGAGAGUUUUUCUCUAGAUUCCCAGAACUCUAUCCUUUUCUUCUCAAGCAGUUGGAAGCUGUAGCCGAUACAGUGGACAGUGAUACGGGAGAACCAGGUCGUCACCCAAGCAUGUUCCUCUUGCUUUUGGUACUGGAGAGACUCUACCCUUCCCCGAUGGAUGGCGCUUCUUCUGCUCUCAGCCUGGCACCUUUUGUCCCCUUCAUUAUAAGGUGCGGCCGCUCACCUAUCUACCGCUCCCGGGAAAUGGCAGCCCGUGCUUUGGUCCCACUUGUUAUGAUAGACCAGGUUCCCAGUACUAUCCGAGCCCUGCUGGCUACACUCCCCAACUGCACUGACCAGUGCUUCCGGCAAAACCAUAUUCAUGGGACCCUUCUCCAGGUUUCUCACUUGUUACAAGCCUACGCAGACUCCAAGCACAGGAUGGACUCAGACUUUCAGCAGGAGCUGACUGACAUCGCUGUUUGCACCAAAGCCAAACUCUGGCUGGCCAAGAGGCAAAAUCCAUGUUUGGUGACCAGAGCUGUGUAUAUUGAUAUUCUCUUCCUGUUGACUUACUGCCUCGACCAACCCACAAAGGGCAACCAGCCAGUUCUGGAGAGACUUGGCUUCUGGGAGGAAGUCAGAGGGAUCGUCUCGGAAUCAGAGCUGAUAACAGGACUCCCCUGCACCUUUAAGGUGCCAGGCCUCCCCCAGUACCUCCAGAGCCUCACCAAACUAGCCAUUGCUGCAGAGAGGGCAGUGCUGGCAAGCGCCAGCGAGCAGACAAGGGAUGUGCCCGCCAUCUGCUCGCAGCUGCUGGGCUCUUCCUUUCCUGAAGUGCGUCUGCUCACCCUGGAAGCCCUGUUGGAAAGGUUCACAGCAGGAGCCUCUGGAUCACUGAGCAGCAUGGGAGAGGACUUCCUGCUACUGGCCGUGAAGGAAAGCCACCCAGAGUGUCUCUGCAAGAUACUGAUGAUUCUGCACUGCAUGGACCCCAGCGAAUGGCUUCCCCUCACGGAGCGCUGUAUCCAUAUAACUCCCACGGAGUUUUGGAUCUGGACGAUGGACAUUGCUUCCACUGACAGAUCUGAAAUCCAGGGUGUGGCUCUGAGACUCACCUCCAAACUGAUUGCCUACCACAUGAAAAGAGAGGAGGAGAGCAGGGACUCGCUAGCCCCCCAGCUGAAGCGGUGGGUGCAGCUGGUCGUCUUGUCCUGUGGAGACCGUCUUCCCACCGAGUCUAGGCUGGCAGCUGCUGAGGUCCUCACCAGCACUGCACCACUGGUCCUCACCAGCCCCUGUCCAGUUCUUGAGUUGCAAGAUACACUUGCUCUGUGGAGAUGUGUCCUCACCCUCCUACAGAGUGAAGAGCAAGCCGUACGAGAUGCAGCCACAAAAACCGUGACGACAGCACUAUCACAGGAAAACACCUGCCAGUCAACAGAGUUCGCCUUCUGCCAGGUGGAUGCCUCCAUCGCGCUGGCCCUAGCCUUGGCUGUCCUGUGUGACUUGCUGCAGCAGUGGGACCAGCUGGACCCUGGCGUGCCCGUCCUGCUGGGAUGGCUGCUCGGAGAAGGCGAUGACCCUGUGGGCCACGUGGAGAGUGCACAUCAGGGAGAAGACGACUACCUGUUUGAAAAAGCAGAAGUCAACUUUUGGGCAGAGACCCUGACCUUCGUGAAACACCUCUACAGGCAACUCCUGCAUCUCCUCUGCAGGUCGGGCUGGCGUGCCCCCAGCCCUGAGAGCCUAGGUCACCUGCAGAGGACCGCGGCAGAGCAGCAGCUCCUCCUCUCGCAGCUCUUCAGGGAGCUUCCCCCCACUGCCGAGUUUGUGAAGACCCUGGAGUUCACGAGACUGCGUAUUCAAGAGGAAAGGACUUCGGCUGGCUUGAGGCUGCUGGCCUUUCUGGCAGGAAACGAAAAGGAGGCCCCUGUUCUCAACACCUCGGACCCUCCUGCAGGAGCAAGUCACUUAACUCGCCCAAGAACUGAAGCACCACGUUGAAGAAAGGCUGGGGGGCGGGGGGAGAGCUGGGCUGUUCUGCCACUAACUCUGUAAGGAACGUGUCAAACAUAAAUUCAGAUUUUUUUCUGUUAUGCCUCCCCCUCUCCUGUGGGUCUAGUCUCCUGUCACUUCCUACGGAAGAAUUUUUCUUCAGUUCUUUCAUUCAAGGCAGCCGAGUUUAUUGCAGCUACUGUAGGAAGUGAGGCUACCACGCUGAAUAGUUACUCUGUCCCCAGGUGCUGGCCACCUGCGAGCCUGAAUUAGCCUUUCCGCCCAGCAUUUUCUGUGAACUGACUACGCAGAAUUGGAUUUUAACACACAUCCCUCUUUUUUUUUUUUUUAAAGCUAUAUGGAGAGGCUGGAUUAGUUGGCAAACAGCCCAUUUGGUCGUACUUUUAAAUUUCACUCCAUUUUAACAAAGCAGAAAUAUGUUCCAAAUGUUGGAUCCUGGGAGAAUUAAGUAAGGAUCAACCUCAUGCAAAUAAUUUAUUUUUAUUGUCUGCAUCUGUGAGUCCUGCGGUGGCCCGCACAUUCCAUCCUCAUUAUUAAAAGCCCCAUUGAGAGCUGCUCCUGUCUCCCUCAAAAAUACGUGCUAAGCUAAGAGCAGGUCUGCCAGCCAGUGAAGCACAUACUCUUGGCUGUGAGAAGGAAGCUGGGGAAGGAGACCCAGCACAAGUGGUCCACCUGAGGCCUACGCUGUUUACCAUCAUGUGCUCGGUGACAGUAACAGGAAGAUUCCCAUUUAAGAUGCCACUGAAUACAUUUAUCCAUUUCAGGGACUUGAUCUAGAAACUGACAUUUCCAAACCCAUCCAGCCUUCUUCCUCAGGUCGCCAGCAGGUGGCACUCUUGCAUGUGUUUUGCUGGUCUUGGAUUUCACCAUUUUUAAUGUGUGCUGUACUCUCAGUGUUACCACAGUUACAUUGAAAUGCUCGCUCGGAUAUGUUGUAGUCAUCCACAUUCAUUUUUUGAUCCUAGUUAUCUGCAAAGGGCUUUUCAGUCAUAGUAAACUUGUAGAAUAUAUAGAUACUUUUAAACACUUCUCUGAGUAGUCACUGGAAAGUUAUUUUGUUUGAAGAGCUAAAAACAGGUUAGAGGGGAGAGAGUUUGCUGUGGCCAUUUCCUACUGCAGAAAAGCUGAAAUUUCAAAUAAAAAAUUUGUCUCUCUGAGAGAAAGCGACCAAAUACUAAAACUGUGGCCAUGCUGGACGUAUAGAAAAAGGGAUCUGCAGGGAAGAGGGGGAAAGAAGUUAGCUCAGUGUCCAGAGUUUCAUGCUAAAGAGAGCAGAAAAUUCCCUGGGUGAUUUCGCAACCUUUCGGCCCCAAAUGUGGUUUCUCUGAUCCUGAAUUAAAUACCUAGUGAGGAUCUGUGUAGUCCACACCUGAUGGAAAGCUGCCAAGCUGACAUGUCUGCUCUGUUGUUAGACCUAACUGGGAAGAAGGCAGGACUGGUGUGUGACGUGGUGAUAACCAGAGGCCAGCUCUGAACAGGGCCCAGCAAAGCUCAGUCCCAUGGAGAAGAGCAGCGUUCCCUUUCUCCUUAUUUAAGCAGUUGUGUAAUAAACAUUUUACACAGCAGAUACUCCUCACCAAAGCCUGUACCAGAACAUGUUUAUACACUUAUCUCCAGGAUCCUUUUACCAGUCUACAAAGUGAAUGUUCUUGCUACUGUGGACGGUACUGCCCGAUUUGGAGGGCAGGAGAAAGAGAUGUUUGUCUGGUUUGGUAUCUGCAAUCUUGCUCCUAACCUAAUAGCACUGGCUGGGGAAACAGCUGCUUCACACUUUCCUGAUGCAUUCUUCAGAGAAACCUCGAAGACCAUCCUCUCAGGGCCUCCGACUCUCGUGUUUGGGGUCGUUUCAACGAAUAAAACAGUGUUAGCCACAGCUGCCCAGCCCUGUAGGGGGGCGGGGAGUGAAGCAGUCAUUCUUCCUGAGGGUCUCUAGCUAGUCCUGGCAUCAAGCUCUAGCGUGCAAGAUUUGGGUGGCCCCUGACUCUGUAAUGGGCCUGGGGACCUCCAUCCAUCUGGACAUAGCCCAGAAGCCUGGCUUUCUCCAUUAGAAUUCGUUAAGUUGUUACAAUGCAUCUCGUGGUUUGUACUUAAUUAAAUACCUCCCUGGGUGUCUCA